AUGAUGUGGCUGUUUUUAACAACAACCUGUUUGAUUUGUGGAACUUUAAAGGCUGAUAAAUUCUUUAAUUUGGAAAAUGAAGCAAAUCCUGAAGUGUUCAUGAAUAUUAGCGAAGUAAUCACCUAUAAUGGCUACCCCAGUGAAGAGUAUGAAGUCAUCACUCAAGAUGGGUACAUCCUCAACAUCAACAGAAUUCCUCAUGGGCGAAGAGACACUAAAAGCACAGGUCCCCGGCCAGUUGUGUACAUGCAGCACGCCCUGUUUAUAGACAAUGCCUCCUGGCUUGACAAUUAUGCCAACGGAAGCCUCGGAUUCAUUCUCGCAGAUGCAGGUUACGAUGUCUGGAUGGGGAACAGUCGGGGAAACACUUGGUCAAGAAAACACAAAACACUGUCAGUGACUGAAGAGAAAUUCUGGGCCUUUAGUUUUGAUGAAAUGGCCAAAUAUGAUCUCCCGGGAACAAUAGACUUCAUUGUAAAUAAAACCGGGCAGGAGAAGUUGUAUUUUAUUGGACAUUCACUUGGCACUACAGUAGGGUUUAUAGCCUUUUCCACCAUGCCUGAGGUGGCACAAAGAAUCAAAAUGAAUUUUGCCUUGAGUCCUGUGGCCUCAUUCAAAUAUCCCAAGGGCAUUUUUACCAGUUUUUUUCUACUUCCAACUUCCGCAAUCAAGAAAUUUUUUGGUACCAAAGGUUUCUUUUUAGGAAACAAUUCAGAGCUGUCACCUUUUGUCAAAAUCUGCAACAAUAAAAUAUCAUGGGUGAUAUGUAGUGAAAUAAUGUCCUUAUGGGCUGGAUACAACAGGAAAAAUAUGAAUAUGAGUCGGAUGGACGUGUAUAUGUCACACGCUCCCACAGGAUCGUCGAUACAGAACAUCCUGCAUAUAAAACAGCUUUACCGAUCUGAUGAAUUGAGAGCUUACGACUGGGGAAGUGAAGCUGAGAACAUGCGUCACUACAACCAGAGCCGUCCUCCACUGUAUGACUUGACUGCCAUGACAGUGCCUACUGCUGUUUGGGUUGGUGGAAAUGAUGUCCUUGUAACAAGCCAGGAUGUGGCCAGGAUACUCCCCCAAAUCAGGAAUCUUCAUUACUUCCAGCUGUUGCCAGAUUGGAACCAUGUUGAUUUCAUCUGGGGCCUCGAUGCUCCUGAACGGGUGUACAGUAAAAUCAUAGAUUUGAUGAAGAUAUAUUCCUAA
Miniopterus natalensis is the source of this 1197-nucleotide messenger RNA. It is a transcript of the gene LIPN, whose product is annotated as lipase family member N. Gene Ontology annotation, molecular function: hydrolase activity, acting on ester bonds. NCBI's taxonomy places the organism in Eukaryota, Metazoa, Chordata, Mammalia, Chiroptera, Miniopteridae. The record is from RefSeq and is a predicted model, not a curated record.